CAGAGCUCGGAUCUUCUCCCUUUUCCAGCCGGUCUUCAGACCUGUGCGCCAGCCUCGGCUAUGGAGCCUGCCCCGGACGCUGAAGAGGCGCGCUCUGUGCGGGAGGCGCUGGGCCGCUACGAGGCGGCGCUGGAGGGCGCAGUGCGCGCGCUGCAUGAGGACAUGCAGGGGCUGCAGCGCGGCGUGGAGCGGCGCGUGGCGGAGGCGCUGCGUCUGGCCGGCCCGCUGGCGCGCACUGUGGCCGAGCUGCAGCGCGACAAUCAGCGGCUGCAGGCGCAGCUUGAGCGCUUGACGCGCCAGGUGGAGGCGCUAGGUUUAGCGAGCGGGCUCUCCCCGGCGCCCGGCACGCCCAGCCCCCCGCCUGCGUCCGGGGUUCCGGACCGGGCUCCUCGCCUCGGUACCGCACGCUUCGCCAGCCACGCCACUUUCUCGCUGUCCGGCCGCGGCCAGAGUGUGGAUCAUGAUGAAGCCAGUGAGUUGGAGAUGAGAAGGACCUCAAACUCAUGUGUCAUCGAGAAUGGGCACCAGCCGGGGGCAGGUCCAGGUGACGCACCCCUCGAAGUUGCCCACACCUUCCCAUCACCGGAGACCCCCAAGCCUCGCCCUGUGAGCCUCUCCUUGCGGCUUCCUCACCAGCCGGUCACAGCUGUCACCCGAGUCUCUGAGAGGUUCUCUGGGGAAACCUCAGCUUCAGCUCUAUCACCCACAUCUGCUGCCAUCCUGGGGGGCCUUACACCAAGCCCCAGUGAGGCCACCGCACCCUGGACUCCCAGUCCUAGUGAGAAGAACCCCCCUUUCACACGGUCUUUGUCAAGCUCUGGCUUCGGGGCAGUGGCAGCAAGCAAACGCAGGGACAGCUCACCACUGGUGACGCCACCCCAGUCACCCUCGUCCCCUCAGCCGCCAGCCAUGACUCCGGCCCAUCGCCCUGGAGAGCGUCGCAGGGAGCUGGUGAGGUCGCAGACGCUGCCCCGCACCUCGGGGGCGCAGGCCCGGAAGGCCCUGUUUGAGAAGUGGGAGCAGGAGACAGCGGGCAAGGGCCGAGGGGAGGCCCGGGCCAAGCUGAAGCGCUCCCAGAGCUUUGGCGUGGCCAGCGCCAGCAGCAUCAAGCAGAUCUUGCUCGAGUGGUGCCGCAGGAAGACUCAGGGCUAUCAGCACGUGGACCUGCAGAACUUCUCCUCCAGCUGGAGUGACGGCAUGGCCUUCUGCGCCCUGGUGCACUCCUUCUUCCCUGAUGCCUUUGACUAUAACAGCCUGAGCCCCACGCAGCGGCAGAAAAACUUCGAGCUGGCCUUCACCAUGGCUGAGAAUCUGGCCAACUGUGAGCGCCUCAUCGAAGUGGAGGACAUGAUGGUGAUGGGCCACAAGCCGGACCCCAUGUGCAUCUUCACCUACGUCCAGUCGCUGUACAACCACCUGCGUCACUUUGAGUAAUGCCCUCAGGCCUGGAGAGCCAAAGAGCCAGCCCAGGAGGAGCCUGUGGGCCUCUGUGUUCCCCAGGCAGGAUGACCCCUAGAAGAGCUGCCUUGCGGUGUGAGCGCUGUUUGUUCUGUGGUGUGUGACUGCGCUCCCCUCCGCGCCCAGCUGUGUUACUGAUUAAAAGCACAGCUGAGCUGUGCUCUGACUGCGCUGAUCACAGCCAAGUGCUGGAAGGAAAAUUACCAGGAAGAGAGAGAGAGAGAGAAAUUGGUGCUAAGUAAGGAUCUUCCUAAAGAAAUGCUUGUCUUUGUAGAUUCUGGAAUGCUAAAUUACUAUUUUCCCUCUGGUGAAUUUGAUACAUCGGCUUUACAGGGUUACAUUGAUUACCAAAUGUUUUUUAUCAAAAUACCUAGAGUUUUUUACUUCCUCACACUAUUGUAGGUUUCUUUCCUCCCUCCCUCUGGGCGGCUGCCAGGAAACAGAGAGACUGCUUAAUCAGCAGCUUGACAAAGAAGACCGAAGUCUUGGGAAGAAACAAUUUAAUCACUCCCAAGACCUGGGCAACAGAUGACCUUUGCGUCACCUCUGCUCUCAGGGGAGGUGGGAAGGCUCUCGCCUUGGUCCCAAAGUGCUCCUGUCCUUCCCAGGAGGCCCCACUUGGUGUUUAGCUAAGAAUAGGCUCUUGGGAAGUUAAUACUUUUGGGGAAGGAUAGGUCUUUUGUGCUGAGAGAGAGUUUUAGUCACAUCUUUUUAGGGGAUUUGCUGCAGAUAUUUAUAAAAGGCAACUCCGUCUGUACCAUUGACCCAUUUGUACAUAAAAAGAUGUGUUGAACUUU
Messenger RNA from Otolemur garnettii (small-eared galago), 2255 nucleotides. It is a transcript of the gene SMTNL2, whose product is annotated as smoothelin like 2. The coding region runs from base 61 to 1434 and encodes 457 amino acids. The transcript is spliced from 8 exons. The record is from RefSeq and is a predicted model, not a curated record. Gene Ontology annotation, molecular function: tropomyosin binding; protein phosphatase 1 binding. Gene Ontology annotation, cellular component: M band; microtubule organizing center; filamentous actin. Gene Ontology annotation, biological process: positive regulation of vasoconstriction; actin cytoskeleton organization. Lineage: Eukaryota; Metazoa; Chordata; Mammalia; Primates; Galagidae.